CGUAGCGUUAGUCGAUACAAAGAUCGCUCAGUUCGAUCGAAGGCACCCGAGUGUCUGGCCGAAUGCGAGUGUCAGUGUUAAAAUUGUGAUUUAAAAAUGAAUAUCGUAAUCACGAAGUUAAUGUUCAAAAAUGGAACACGAAUCAACCAGUAUUUAUUUGCUGUUUUAAUAACCAUCCCUCUCCUAAACUUCGGAAUGGUGCAAGGCUGGCUAUCUCCCAUGAUAUCAGUGCUCCAGUCAUCCGAGGGCCCGUCUCCAGACCCUUACACCAGCAGCGACAUCUCCUGGAUGACGUCAGUGACGUACAUCACGGCGAUCAUCUUCGGCGCUCCGAUGGGUCAUCUCACCGACCGGUAUGGCAGGAAGGUCAUGACUUUGGUGACGACGCUGUCUCUUAUUGUAUACUGGCAGAUCAAGUUGAUGUGUCUGCAGCCGUGGGCGAUGAUCCUGGCUCGAGCUAUAGCCGGCAUCCCCUGCUCUGCGUGCUAUAUAGUGCUACCCAUCUACCUCAAGGAGAUCAGCGAUAUCGACCUUAGGGGCGCUUUGGGGUCGUUACUUAUACUCAAUAGGAACAUAGGCUACCUGGCGAGUUAUGUGGGCGCCGACUUACUAGACAUCAACACGAUGCUGUGGCUGGGCCUGCUCGUCCCUACAGUGGUAUUCUUCAUCUUCCUCGUCAUGCCCGACACGCCAGAGUUCCUCGUCAAACAGGGCAAGAUUGACGAGGCAAAGGCAGUGCUGGCGUGGCUCCGAGGCGUGUCCCCGGCAGAGAGAGCCAUCGAGCAGGAAAUCGACGGCAUCGUGAGGACGGAGAAACAAACAAAAGUCGACCCUAAGUCAGUCUGGGGGAUUGUAUUGCACGACAAACCAACCUUCAAAGCUUUCAUCAUCACACUGGUGAUUAAGAUCACGCAGCAGUUCGACGGAUACCUCAUAGUUCUCAUCUACGCUGGCUUCGUGUUUGAGAAGGCUUCGGAGUCCAUCAGCCUGAAACUGAGCCCGAAUAAGCAGGUGAUGAUGAUCGGGCUGGUGCAGCUGCUGGGGUCUACUGUCGCUACUUGUAUUGUGGAGAAGACUGGGAGGAAAUUGCUCCUGGUUUCCACAUCGCUCGCGGUAGGAGUGGGCAUGUUCCUCCUCUCGGCGUGGUUCUACAUGACGUCAAUAGGGAUGUGGCUGCCGGGCUGGCUGCCGGUGCUCGCCAUGUGUCUCUGCAUCUUCGCUGAUGCCGCCGGAUUCCAACCCAUUUCCUACAUCAUUAUUACUGAUUUGUUUACGUUCCAGUUGCGCGGGACAGUAUCAUCAUUCGCGAACAUAUGCGCGAAACUCAGCAACUUCGUGCAAAUGAAAUGGUUCACCAACUUGUGCGAGCUCAUCGGCAUCCACUGGACCUUCCUGUUCUUUUCCGUGGUCUGCUUUGUAGCCUGUGUCUACACCGUGGUCUACUUCCCGGAGACUAGACAGAAGACCGUCGCGGAGAUUUACGCAAAACUGGAGGGGAAAAAAGAAGAGAAUGAGAAUAAGACUGAGGCGGUACCUUAGGUAUAGAUAAUGUAGUAUGGUCUUCAGGGUUACCUAUCCGUUUCCGGGUAUGUCUUGUAAAGCUGGUGUUAAAAAGCAUGCCUGCCAGCUAAUUUACCAAAUCUUGCAUUGAUGUUAGUCAGUAAUUCAUUCGAAUGAUUACACUAUCCGAAUAUCGGCCAGAUUCUUUUUUUUAAAUUUGCAAAAUCAUUCUUCGAUGUUGGAAUCGAUGAUAGGGACCAAACGAUUCGAAUGAGCAAAACAUUCGAAUAGAAAGGUUAUAUUCAAAUGUUUUAUGGUUAUCGGCUUUUUUCAAUAUUGUAAGUAAACGUCAAGACAUCCGAGUCCUUCCCAAAGCUACCAACGGAUUUUCAUUUGCUAUCCUUUAGCAAAUAUUACUUGGUUAUUCCAUGAAUCAGGGUCAGUAACCAGUCAUUAAAUGUAAAAAAAAAUUAGAGUAUGUUUUCUGUAUAAAUACAGAUAAGAAUUAUUUUAAUUAAAUUUGAGUUGUGAAUUUUAUUAUUUUGAUUAUUAAUUGUUAUGCUGUAAAUAUAAUUUUUGUUCUAAUAUAAGUUAUCUUAAGGUAAGUUUUCAUUUGAUCGAACUAAUCAAGUUAUUCGUUUCAAAUCGUUUAUUAAUUUUAUUAACAAAUUUAUCUUAUUUGCAUAAUUAUAUUAAAUACGUCCGGGAUUUUAUUAUUCAAAAUUGAAUGUUUAAAAUUUUAUGUUUAGCUCUCUUCAAUCCGAUUUAAAUGUGAUAUUUUAUUUUCAUGUAGAAAUGCGAGGGAUGGAACUAUUCCUUCGCAAUGUACCUUCAGGUGAUAAUAUAAAAUCAGAUACACACUCAUAAUAAUACUAUUGUAAAUACUACAAUGCAAAGCAUGAAAUAAUAUUAGUCAGUAUUAAUAAUGUCACAUUUUAGUGUUUAUUUUAUACUCAGUUACCGCAGUUUCGUUUCACGCAGUCGCCAUUUUGAAAUAAAAACAUCCAUUAAACAUCGGCGCCGUAGUCAUUUUAAAUUUGGAACGUCUAUGGAACACCAGAUGACAGAUUCUCUGAUUUUUCUAUAUUCGAAUUUUAAAUGUAGAAGGUAUGUCUUGUGAAGGGGAAGUAUUGAAUUUGCAAAUAUUAUCAUCUUUCUUAAAAAAUAUAUAAAAAUACAAUUGCUAUACCUUCUCUUACAAUGGCAACAGAGAACUUUGACACAGAUGGACAAUUGUAAAACUUUGUUUACUAUGAUUUGAUAGAAAUAUCAAAUAUAUAGUGUUUCCGCAGCCUCGAUUUCAAUAUACGCGUAAAACGGAACCGCGGUAAUUGAGGGAUUGUUAAAUAUAAAUUAUUUAAUGUGUGAAUUAUUGUAUGUAUCUAGAUUUGUGUUGUGAAUAUUUCAUAUAUUAUAAAUUAUAAUAAUUUCCCCCAAAUUCUGUCCAGUGUUAAUGCAUAUAAUUUUUAUAAUUACUGACCGACCCAAUUCGGGAAUGUUAUCGUGAUAUUAGCAAAUUUCGAAUUAUUCUAUAUUUAAACCAGUUUAUAAAUGUUAUUUUCGAAUUUUAUUGUAAUAAAACGAAAUCUAAUUAAGAUGUGAAUUAAAAAGACGGAUUCGUCUGGAUCGAAAUUAAUUGAUGCAUAAAAUGCGAAAAUAAUAUUUAUUUUUAUUGUAAAUAUGUGAUAAUACCUAAACUAAUAGGUAUGGAUAAUGAAGUGUGAAUUGUUAAUAGUUUGUUAUGCGAAAUAUAAUAUGUUAUUUGAAAUGAAAA
Manduca sexta (tobacco hornworm) is the source of this 3274-nucleotide messenger RNA. Its product is annotated as facilitated trehalose transporter Tret1-like. Lineage: Eukaryota; Metazoa; Arthropoda; Insecta; Lepidoptera; Sphingidae. The transcript is spliced from 8 exons. Gene Ontology annotation, biological process: transmembrane transport. The coding region runs from base 97 to 1539 and encodes 480 amino acids. Gene Ontology annotation, cellular component: membrane. Gene Ontology annotation, molecular function: transmembrane transporter activity. The record is from RefSeq and is a predicted model, not a curated record.